AUCAGAAGGAGGACUCGCACGAUACGGUCAAGAACGAGUUCCAAUGCCAUUGCAUAAUGGAAUACGAGAUUCGAUUGGUAAUGUCGUUCGAUUAUUAGACCGCUUUAUUGACGUAAUGAAUUUUUAAUGUCUAUUAUUCCAUCUGCAGCAUAGUUCACUUUCGUAUUUUAGUUUCAACCGAUAUCAUGGUCGAAGGUUAUCGAGAGGUUAGCUCAUUUAUAUUGAAUGAGUCUCGUUCGUUCGCCGUUAAUCCUUCGUUCAUAAUUACUUGGAUAAGGGAAUUUCGAAAUAAAUCUAACGAUAAUUAUUAGAAUGAUUGUAAAAAUGUCGUCUAUUUGUUUUUCUGUGGUCUUUUUGACGUUAAGAGUCGGCGUUAACAGCUGAAGCGUCACCGAUAACUAAGGAUCAGUUAUAACGGGCAUAGUAAUUUCAUAGCCAUGAAUAUCGAUGUCUCCAUUCAUGAAUCCAGAAGGUAUUUAGAUCAGGAUGCUUUUUUGCAUGAAACUUGUCAGUUCCCAUAGUUGUUAUCUUAAACCUUCGUAGGAUGUUAUAAGUAAAAUGAUAAUAUAGAAAGAUGCCGUACGAUGACAAAAUUAUCUUGAUGAGUGCAAAAUAUUUAAUUUUUGUGCAAAAAUUUAUUAGCCAGUCUAUCGAGUAUUUUAUUCAAUUUUUAUGAAUACAGUGUCAUUUUAUAAUGCUGUCUACUUUUUUAUUCCAUAGAAAAUCGUUACGUAACAGAAAUUGAUACUCUGUUAUCGUAAUCUAUUUUUGAACUUACAUACUAACGUUUAAUAAAUUAAUCUAAAUUUAAUCUUUGCAAAGAAAUGGUGUCAUGGCCUAAAAGGGAUAUGUAUGUAUUAUGAAAUUUUAGAACAGGUCUUCUCUCGAGAGAUCGGAUGAAUUUUUUCUUCGCGGAAAAGUGGUAUAGCUUCAAGCCGUUUCGAAUUAAACGUAGCCCACUUUUGCAGCUUGUUAGAGAAGUAUGCUCUAGAUAUCUAGAUGUCAAAUGUACCGUGCGCUGUCCAUUCAGAACCGGCUUUAAAGGACUUUAGUUGGAAAAGAAUUCGAAACGGUGGCGCUUGACCUGAUUAUCGUGUCUUUUGGAUUCCGGUUACGAUAUAGAUCGUUCUAUGCUUCGACUGCAUUGAUAAUUAUCGAAUGUAUUUAACUUAUUUCUUGUUUUCUCUUUCGCAAUGGUUAAAUAAUUCGUUGAGUUUGUGCGUGAUUUACGAAGAGUGAAUGCAUGGCUGGAAUCGGGAGAAUUGACAUCAAUGACGUUUAAUUGAAGAACAUUUGAACAAAUAAAAACGCUUGAUAAAUAAUUCUAUAUCAAGAUAAAUCAAUGUCCCGGGUGGACGGAAAGGACGAUGACAGAAUGCCGUGUCUGGGGGACAGUUCUGUUUCUUAUCAAUAUUUCAAGUUUAAUGGUAGAUACGAGCGCAUUUGGGGGACGCACUUUGACGAACGAUGAGAAAGGAAGAUCCUUCGAGACGGAGGAUUCUGUAUACUCUUGGACAGGACCGAACGCCCUGGCGAGAUCCGCUUUGGUGGAACGUCAGGAGAGAUUACAGUACAAUUGCGAGGAGAUCUUCGAAGUCAGAGACUCUCUGAAUGAGGAUCUGAAUCCAGAAUCCUUUAGGAAUAUUCUCGUCGACGAACAACACGAACUUUUAUAUUGUUACGUUCCCAAGGUUGCGUGCACGAACUGGAAACGAGUUCUGAUGGUGGCCACGGGGAAAUGGCCAGGUAAUGAUCCUAUGGAAAUACCUGCUGAUCAGGCGCAUUCUCCAGGUACCUUUCAAAGGCUCACCAACUAUACCUUGUCCGAAAUAGAACGAAUGUUGGCGACUUACGACAAGCUGAUCGUCGUCAGGCAUCCUUUGGAAAGGUUACUGUCCGCCUAUAGAAACAAGCUGGAGGCGAAACACGAGAAGAGUUCGAGAUACUUCCAAACUCGUUUUGGGAAGAAGAUUAUCAGGAGAUACAGACAAAACGCCACUGUAGAAUCGCUGAGAAAUGGUGAUGACGUGACAUUUAGAGAGUUUGUACAGUUCGUCACAGAUGAUUCGUCGAAUGAGACACGAAACGAGCACUGGAAGCCAAUUUACGAGCUCUGUCAUCCAUGCCUGGUUAAUUAUAAUCUCGUCAGCAAGUACGAGAGCUUAGUUGAAGAUGCCACAGAAGUUUUGGAACGGAUGGGAGUCGAGUCAGUCAAUUUCCCAACGAAACCAGUGAACAGUGAACCAACCGCGAAGAAACUAGAAAAGUAUUAUUCUACGUUGACGUACAAGCAACUUCGAAAGUUGGCAGAUUUGUACAAAUUAGACCUAAGGCUGUUCGAUUAUUCAUUGGAGGACGUGCUGGGAUUCUCGUUGGCAUGACUGAAUUUUCAUCGAGGAUUUUUGUGAAUAAUACGCUUCAAAUUAUGAAUAGAGAUGCGCUAACGGUUAAAUAGUUUGGUAUUUGUUCGUUUCCAUAUGUUCUGUUCUCAAUAUAUGCAAGCAUAACCAGUUCGCGUACGAUCAUUUGUACGGGUCUUUCCAUCGUAUUUAUGCUCGUAGUUAUUAAUUAAUCAAUUGAAUCACAGAGAACAAUGUUGAAGCAGCAUCGAACCGGUCGUUUCACAAAUCUUUAAGGUAGCCGCUAGUCGAGCAGAAAGAUCUUUUUCCUCCUUUGUCGUUGUUCUUAUUUUUAAAACGCGCGGAAGCUCCCGUGCCAAGAAUUUAAGGAUAUAAAAACCGGUUGAUAGAUUGUUUGUGCCAAUGAAACAACUGUUGAUAAUUACUUUCGAGAAUGAUCUUCUUCGUGUCUAUAGGUAUUAAAUAUACGGAUGUUAUUGAUGCAAAUGUCGCCUUACCUAUGUAGACACUUAACAGAAGAUCUUGUGGAUUGUGCCUUAAGCAAACCUGUAACAGAAUUCCCGCCAUAUUUGUGUACCUACGUAUGUUAGUAAUAAGGAUACAAAAAUUGUACGACACACAUUCCUAUAAUUAAUCAAUUGUAUAGCGUAUACUAUAAGUUACCACCCAAGCCUUUCUUUUUACCGAUACACUACUGUAAUUCCAUCGCGAGUGAAAUAAAGAAAUAUUUUAUAAAA
Bombus huntii is the source of this 3097-nucleotide messenger RNA. RefSeq names its product carbohydrate sulfotransferase 11. The record is from RefSeq and is a predicted model, not a curated record. Gene Ontology annotation, cellular component: membrane. Lineage: Eukaryota; Metazoa; Arthropoda; Insecta; Hymenoptera; Apidae. Gene Ontology annotation, biological process: carbohydrate biosynthetic process. The transcript has 5 exons. The coding region runs from base 1368 to 2381 and encodes 337 amino acids. Gene Ontology annotation, molecular function: sulfotransferase activity.